Molecule: messenger RNA, 1887 nt
Organism: Aureobasidium vineae
Lineage: Eukaryota; Fungi; Ascomycota; Dothideomycetes; Dothideales; Saccotheciaceae
Source: the annotation of a GenBank genome assembly
AUGCCGGCGCGUACCCUUUCCUCGGAGGACUCGAUNGCCCAAAAAGGAGGCCUGACCCUGGCCCGACUCGUCGACUAUGAUGAUCGCAUCACAGAUGCACUCAUUGAUCGCGUGAGUACUCGUCGCAAUCAUGAAAGUGCUCCGACCUGGACACUUACCGCCUACAGNGUCUACUACUGGACGACCAUCCGUAAGCUACGCACCAACCGCCCUCUCGGAUCCCGGGGCAUCAGAGAGGACGAUGUCGCACGCAUCCUGCAGACUCAUGUCAUCUUGAAGAAGGAUGCCGCCACGGCCGCCCAGCAUCUGUUACAGCUGCCUGCUUUGGCCCACUAUUUCAACACCCUCUCCUCCAAGGAAGAGAAGAAACACUUCCAGGACCAUUUCAGGAAAUAUGUCAAUAUCUAUCUUCCCGACUGUCCAUUUGAGGUUACAACCACCAACCGCUACACCAUCACCACCCAUGAGGCUGCAACUGUCGCCCGCAAACCCAUUCGCAGAAACGAGACCAUCAAAUACUUGACUGGAGUCCAGGUUGCCAUGUCUGAAGCCGAUGAAAAGUUUCUUGGUAUAAAUGACUUCAGUGUCGUCAUGUCCAGUCGCAAGAAGCAUCCGUCUCUAUUCCUUGGUCCCGCACGCUUCGCCAACCACGAUUGUAACGCGAACGCUAAGCUUAUCCCCAUGGGUCACAAUGGCAUGUCAAUCGUUAGCGCUCGAGACAUUGAAGUUGGCGAGGAGAUCACCGUCACCUACGGAGAGGACUAUUUUGGAGAAGACAACUGCGAGUGCCUGUGUGCAACCUGCGAACGCCUACAACGAAAUGGGUGGUCAAGGCGACCACUAAUGUCCAGGCACAACAACGGCACGCCAGGACCGCCGUCAUCUGGACAGAAUAAGAGGAAAUUCACGCCAGACAUUACACCCGCUGUCGCAAGCCCUCCUUCGUCCAAACGCCUGAAACUUCCCGUUCCAUCUUCAACACCAAAAGCGCCGCCACAGAUUCCUACUAUCAAAACAGAAGUCAGCAUGUCCUCAACGUUGGAGGUGUCACCACAAGUUCCGAUUAUAAAGAGAGAGAUCAGUGCUUCUUCGACCUUGCGAAUGGUCACUACCAACGACAGCGAAAGUGAUACCUUGGGAUCGGCAUUGUUCAAGCCAAAACAAAAGCUGAAACAUCGUUAUGGGAAGGUUGGCCGGCCACCUAAGCGGAUGCACGAAGCUACACGCUCUAGCUCACCAUCGUCGUCCACCACAGAAGACGUCUCACAGACAUCUUCAGUCACAACGGAUCCCACAUCCGUUGACGAACCNCCUGCCGAAUCAGAUCUAUCAGACCUUUCCGAAAGCUACGAAUUGGAUGACACUUUGCGCGAAGUCAUCCAACGAAAGCCCAGACCAGUCAGAAUGACAACCAGACAAAGCUUACGGAAACAACUCUCUAUACCAAUACCCACCAUCGAGGGCACCGACUCAGAUGUCGAAGAGGAUUCAGCAGUAGAUCGCAGGAAGCCUGGCGAUUACACAUUGACGGCUCGCCUGCUAACGAGUGCUGUGUCGCGCUGGGUCGAGUGCCGCAACUGUGACGAUUACUUCAUUCAACACGAGGCCAAACUGACACGUAUCAACUGUCCCCGCUGCGAGAGACACAGUAAACUUUAUGGUUACGCCUGGCCCAAGACGGACAAGGAGGGCAAGCACGACACAGAAGAAAGAAUACUUGAUCAUCGUACUGUCAACCGAUUCCUGCAUCCGAGCGAGGAGCGAACCACGAAGAAGAGUCGCAAAAGCUUGAGCCAGAUGGUUUCUGAGCGAGAGAGAAGCUUGCGGGAGAGUGAAGAGGCAGAGUCGCAAGAAGGCAGGAGAAGCAGGAGAAGGUACAGCUCAUAG